GUUUACAAAGUAUGAACAAAUUCAGUCAGUUUAUCAUUUAGAAAAUAUAUACACAUUUUAUAAGCUCUCUUAAGAUAAAAAUCAAGUGCACAUGCACUUUUCUGAUCAUUUUGUUUGCAUACCAUCUUUUCAUCUGUGUUGUUGUACGUUUGUAAUUUUUUUUACAUUUUCGACUUCUUUUAAAGGACCACUGGUGACUUGCUAUUCUAAUAAGUACCAAUUUUUACAGUCUCAACAGAUGAAGAUACAAGGUUGAAAAGAGUGAAGAAAAGAAAGCUGGAUCCAGUAAAAGAAAAUCUUCAACCAAUUUCUAAAAAUCCGCAUGGCUAUUUUGAGGAAAAUGAAAAAGGUUAUUUGAUGGAAGUCCUUUCCUGCUCUAAAAGUCAGGUGUCAAAUAACAGAUUAGAGAGAGAUGAAGCUGAAAAUGAUUCAUUUGUGAAGGAAAUGCCCCCCUGUUCCCAGAGUCAAAUAUCUGAUGACUUUAUAGAGUUCUCUUCACAAUCUACAAUCAGGAGUACUCAUAGCAGUCACGAGGAGUGGCAACCAGAGACAUCAGACCUGGAUAAAAUUAACAAUGUAAUUCACCUCAUAUCCAAUGGGAACUGUAGUCCUCUCAGGUCCCAAUUAACAACAUCCUUUAAAGAAGCAUCUGUAAGGACACAAAGGUACUACAUUCAGAUUUCCAAAGAUAUUGUCCUCCACCUAUUCGAGAUGAUCGCUCCAUCCCAAUCUCAUAUUCUAAUUAAAGAACUAUUCUCAAGAGAAUUUUUAUGGAAUAAUGACGACGAAAGAGUGCUGAAGAUUUUCGUGAAAGCAUAUGAGGAUGCCUCUGAUUCACCAGCUCACCAAAAAGAACUUCUCUCUCUUUUCUCUCAUCAAUAUCCAAAGGAGCUGCUUCUUCAGUCUAUACCAGGAAUGACAAAAUGGAGAAUUGACACAGCUAGGCAACAUGCAAAUACAAGUUCCAAAAACACUGAGGUGACCCAAAAAUCUGCAUUUUCAAGACUUCCAUUUGAUAAGGUUGAACAUUUUGUAGAUUUCCUUUCGCAGCCACAUUACAUACAAGACAUAGCCUAUGGUGAGCGGACCAUAAAGUUGUCCACAGGUCAAAGCAUCCACAUACCUGAUGUUGUGAGAACACUUAUUGGGAGCAGGAUAAUAACAUGCUAUUUGUCUUACUGUAAAGAUACUGAGUUUUCUCCAUGCAGUAGAUCUACAUUGUAUAGCUUAUUGAACAGAUGUGCUGCGAGUCAGAGGAAAAGUCUAAGUGGACUAGAUAACACAACCGCAGAUGGCAUUAGUUCCUUUGAGAAGCUAGUUUCUGUCACUGAAUCCAUGGAGAGCUAUGGACUUCAGCCAACCAAAUCAGAGGAUAUCAUGAACAGACUUCGUGCUAGCAAACAUUAUUUGUCCUGUGACAACAGAUGGCAUAUUCAGAGAUCAACAUCUAUUCCAGAUCACUGUAUUGAUUACUCCUUGAGUGAUCAUCGACAUCCUGAACUUUCUUCGCAAUGUUCCCAUGACCACAAUGAUGUCUGCAAUUUUUGUACAGACCAACUAACAGUUCUGGAUGAUCUUGAACAGAUUAUUAUUGAUGGCUUUUUUCCAACUUCGGAUAUCAAAGGAGAAUUUAUUCAUGAUUUUCAAAAGUGUAAAGAGAAGAUCAUUCAAUGGAAACAACAUGUUUUGCGAAAUGUUUGCCAGGAAGAAGCCAAACAGAACAUUUUGCAGACCUUAGAAAGGCACGAGGUUUUAAUAACCAUGGACUGGGCCAUGAAAUAUUUGCCCUGGAUAGAUCGUGAGAAGCAGACAGACUUCUUUGGGAAAAAGGGGAUCAAUUGGCAUAUCUCUGUGGCCAUCAGCAAGGAGAAGGACCACCUCAAGAAAGAUUGUUUUGUUCAUCUGUUGGAUAGUGCACCACAGACCUGGUUCUCUGUUGCCUCCAUCCUGGAACAUCUCCUCUUCACUGUCAAAGACCAAAAUGAGUCCCUGAAGUGUGCCUAUCUAAAAAGUGAUAACGCACGCUGUUAUCACUGCGGGCCAUUAAUAUCGGCCAUCCCUGACAUUUCAAGGAGAACAGGAAUCAAAGUAUGUCGAUACGACUUUAGUGAGGCACAAAGCGGCAAAGAUAUUUGCGACAGACGGAUAGCCCCAUUAAAAAUACAUAUGAAAAGAUACGGAAAUGAGGGCCACAACAUUACCACAGGAGAAGAGAUGAAAGAAGCACUGGAAAGUUAUGGCGGGGUCAAGGACACCCAUGUUUAUUUAGCAGAAGUUGAUUUUGAUCAACAGACGAUGCAAAAAUGUCCUAUUCCAUUCAUCAACAACUUCAAUAACUUUUGUUAUGAAGAGGAUGGGCUUAGGAUGUGGCAAGCAUACAAUGUUGGAGAGGGCAAGUUCAUAUCUACUGGUGAAUUAAACAGAAAGAUGAUUGGAAAACAAGACGACACUGGUUAA
Molecule: messenger RNA, 2457 nt
Organism: Saccostrea cuccullata (small rock oyster)
Lineage: Eukaryota; Metazoa; Mollusca; Bivalvia; Ostreida; Ostreidae
Exons: 6
Coding region: 358-2457 (699 amino acids)
Source: RefSeq, a predicted model, not a curated record